Elgaria multicarinata webbii is the source of this 2453-nucleotide messenger RNA. RefSeq names its product transmembrane protein 35B (gene TMEM35B). The transcript has 3 exons. The record is from RefSeq and is a predicted model, not a curated record. Bases 28 to 447 code for a protein of 139 amino acids. Lineage: Eukaryota; Metazoa; Chordata; Lepidosauria; Squamata; Anguidae.
GGGAGACGCGGCCAGAGGGACCGAGCCAUGGCGCUGCUCUUCUCCGCGCUCCGCGUGCUGCUGGGCCUUUUCUUCGCCGCCUCCGGCGUCGUCAAACUGACCGAUCAGAUUGCAAGCGACGUCCAUCAGCAGCUGAAAUCUCAGUUUGUGCAGUUUGCUGAUGUCUUUCCCCUGAAGGAGUUUGGUUACAAGCUGGAGCCGGCCCUCUACCUGGAAGCAGUGGGCUGGAUAGAAGUGGUGGCGGGUUUGCUUUUGGCCUUUGGGCCCCAGUUGCUGCAGGAACUCAGUAAUUUUGUACUCACCAUUGUCAUGAUAGGUGCCAUCUACACCCUCUUGGUUUUGAAGAAACCCAUUGCCAUGUGUGCCCCGGCUACGGUCUCCUUGGGUCUUCUGCUUCUCCUCAACAUCCGGGGAAGAGGGAAAUGUGCCAAAUCAAAGUUUGACUGAGGGCAAGGUGGGGGUGGGAAAAUUGACCUGGAGGGGAGGGUUGGAAAUACGGCUGUUGAGGCGGCAGCACCAAGCCCACUUGCUCUCCUCGCCCUCGCCCACUCCCUUCAAAAUCGCUGAUGCAUAAAAUGGGUCCUGCUGAAGCGUAAUCCAGGAGGGCGUUGAGAUCCGUGUAAAUCAACCUUGGCAAGAGUUAGGGCUUUCCUCAGCUAUCCCUUUCGUCAAUGUUCUUUCCCUUCUUCAGCCUGGAGCCACUGCCUUCUCUGCUAAACCAGCCAGGUGCUGCCUUGAUCCGUGGAUUUCAUAGAUUUGGACAAGGGAGCAACGUAUGUCAGAUGAAAACCGAAAUGCAUUUUUAAAAAAGCAAAACCUGCCCAAGAUAGACCGUUGUGGAGUCCAGAGUGAGCCAUUUCUGCGGCAGUUUGUGGGCUGCCACGGAAGAGUUUUGUUGACUCGUAUGUGAGAAUUUCAAUGUGUUUUCCUAACAGCUGAGAAUAUGCCAUAUCUACAGGAAUUACAUUUAUACUAGAGCUUUGAGCAUAGAGGCGCCUUUAAAGAAAUAAUUGUGGCCUUCCCCAAGGAAUCCUUGGAAACGGUAGUCUAAGGCCUUGGGUUUUACACAGCUGGCUACCCCAGGGUAAAAUAAGUUGUGGCAUAAAUUUCGGGAUCUGAUUUUGCGUGCGUAUUCAAGGACUAAACGGAAUCCGCAACCUCUGGUGGGUUUUCACUCACCUCUCUCUAUAUCAGGGUGGGCAACCUCCGUGACCCGUGGCCUCAUUUCAUUUAGUGUUCCGCCUAAUUUCAGAAACGGUAAUACUGAUCUGGCGAGAGUGAUCUGGGUGGGAUGGAAGAGGAGGAGAGAGAAAGAGAGAGGGUGGAAGGAAAAAAGAGAAAAGGAGAUGGGAGAAACAGAAAAGGUGUGGGACAUCCAGUUUUGGAUUUGUCCCUGCCCACCACUGCUACGUGAGUCCCAAUAGAUUACCUGCAAGGGAAUGUGGCGCUCAACCGAAGAAACGUUGCCUGCCCCGGCUCCAUAUUCUUCCUUAAGUGAGCAUUAUUGUGGCUCUCCUUUUGUGAGCAUUCAAGGGGUAGGAGUGCAUGAUCUUUGAUAGGUGGAGCCUAUAAGAACAACACUUUAACCUGUGAAUGCAGGGCCGGCCCUACCAUGAGGCAGCUGACUCAGGCAGCAGAUUUAAAAGGGCAGCAUUCAGUUAAUUGCUUUGCGAGAGAUGAGGAAAAGUGCUUGUAGGAUUUUCUGCCUCAUGUGCCUAAAUAAUGUGCCUGGCUUUGAAUGCUAUGAACCUUGUCUUGGUGUGUGUGUGUGUGUGUGUGUGUGUGUGAGAGAGAGAGAGAGAGAGAGAGAGAGAGAGAGAGAGAGAGAGAGAGAGAGAGAGAGAGAGAGGUUUCCAUUUGCUGCUUGACCCCCAGCAGUGAAAUGUCUUGAGCCCACCAUGUGUGGCUGUGUAGGUAGCGCUUGCAGACAGUAAUGCCUUCCACGGAAUGAUUGGAAGUCUACAAAUUGUGGAUGGACUUCCUUGCCAAGCUGAUAGAUCUCUGGGUGAUUUGCCGUAGAUUCUGACUCCCAGUAGUUUAACAAUAGCAGCAACAAUUAUAUAUAAACACACACCAAAUUAUACUGAUGAAAUGAAAGAAGCUUGGAGUUAGGAGUGUAUUUGUGCGUGGAACGAAUGUGAGAUUGAAACCGAUCCCGGGGCUCAGAAUUCUAAGUGCACGUAUUUUGCAUAAGGCACCAGCCGGUGGAACUCAGGGGUUCUAAUAAAGAUCAAAGUGGAUCCUGCAAGCCUGAAAUCUAGGGAUGUGCUCCGCUUCUAAUCGGACCGGCGAAUUAGAACCGGAGCAGGGGGCUUCGCCUGCCCUUAAGGCGGAAGCGAAGAGGAUUGGGGGGCCGGCAGAGCGUGGCGAAGAGGAUCGAGGUGAAGGCGGAUCCUUCGCCUCGAUCCGGAGCUCCGCCAGAAAGGUAAGGGGUUUACCGGGCCCUGCCGCUG